AUGACCACUGGCGCUCGCCCCAAGGAGGAAUAUGUGGCAGAGCCCCAGUUGCUUCCGGCAUGGGUCAACCCGGACCUGGAUCGUCUCAUGGUCGUGCACAAGGAAAGGGACGGCAGCUACUUCCGGUCGUGGGCCGAGUCCAAGGUCGACUUGCCCGCUGGAGCCGUCUUUGCCCGCAUCAACGGUAUAACACCUACUUCUCAGCAGGACUACGCCACGGUGCAGAGUGGGCCCAACACGCACUUUGUCUGGAACUCCGAUCUCUACUACUGUAAUCAUUCCUGUGCGCCCUCGCUUGAAUGCGACACGUCGACAUGGGAAAUGAGGGUGAGUCGCGACAGGCCGCUCAAGAAGGGCGACGUAUUAUCGGUGUUUUACCCGAGCACGGAGUGGACUAUGGACCGCGAGUUCGAGUGCUGGUGUGGUGCUGGGGAGGGCAAGUGCUGUGGGAUUAUCAAAGGGGCUAGAGAUAUGAAUGACCGCUGCUUGCAGCGAUUCUGGCUCAACGAUCAUAUCCGUGCGCUGCGUAAACAGAGGGCAAAUAUUCCGCAUUUAUAA
Messenger RNA from Aspergillus nomiae NRRL 13137, 558 nucleotides. RefSeq lists its product as uncharacterized. Bases 1 to 558 code for a protein of 185 amino acids. Lineage: Eukaryota; Fungi; Ascomycota; Eurotiomycetes; Eurotiales; Aspergillaceae. The transcript has a single exon. The record is from RefSeq and is a predicted model, not a curated record.